AUGAGCGAGCACCUUCUAAAGGACAUCUCAUCCGAGAUGGAAAGGCUAGAUGCCGACUGUAUAAUAUUCUACGGGUCCGAGACAGGCACCGCUGAGAGCUACGCGACUCGGCUGGCCGCGGACGGUCGGGGGCGAUUCGGCCUUGAAAUCGUCAUCGCCAAUCCCGCCGAGUACAACUUUGACAGACUCGACAAGCUUGCCACUGAUAAGAUUGUAGUAUUCGUCCUGGCGACAACUGGCGAUGGAAAGCCAACAGAAAACGCCACAAACCUCUUCAACAGCGUUGCAGGAGAAGCACCAGCCCUCCUUAGGCUUGGAAAUUCGCCGCUACAGUCUCUCAAAUUCAUGAUAUUCGGCCUCGGGGAUAGCACCCACGACCAUUACAACGCCAUGGCCCGAAGCGUUAACCUCGCCCUCGUCCGUCUCGGCGCAACACGUAUAGGCGAACUGGGUGAGGGCGACGACGGCGAGGGGACCCUGGAAGAAGAUUUCCUCGCGUGGAAAGAAAGGGCGUGGGCCGCACUUGAACACGUCAGAGGACUACGUCAGGCCGACCCCGAACAUGUAUAUGCUUUGGACGUAGUUGAGCAGCCACAUCUCGGUAAGGACUCUGGUGUGGUUUAUGCCGGCGAGCACAAUGAACAGCACUUAAGGGGCUCUGUAGGCGGUCCGUUCGACAGCCAAAACCCCUCCAUUGCGCAAGUAUCGGAGAUACGGGAGCUAUUCAAAUCCCCAGACCGAAACUGCCUGCAUUUGGAUGUCGACAUCACCGGCAGCGACCUUUCCUACCACACGGGCGACCAUGCCGCCCUGUGGCCGAUGAACCCCAACGAGGAAGUCGUCCGCCUUCUGGGAGCCCUCGGCCUUCUAGACAAGCAAGAGAAGGUCAUCAGGAUCCGGCCGAGAUUGCCAAUGGCCAGCCUACCACCCAGUCCUACCACUUACGGCGCUCUUUUUCGCCAUUAUCUCGAUAUAUGCGGGCCAAUCUCGCGCGAUUUAGUUGCUGCUCUCGCGCCAUUCGCGCCCGAUGCGACGGGCCGCGCGGAAAUGGUUCGCCUAGGUAGUGAUAAAGCCAAGUUUGCCGAAGAGGUUACUCGGCCGCAUAUGAAUCUUGCGACGCUCCUGAACGCAGUAGGAAGGGGCAUGACAUGGGACAAGGUCCCUCUGCCUAUCCUUAUCGAAGGGAUUCCGAGACUAAGUCCACGCUACUACUCCAUCUCGUCAUCUUCCCUGGAGGAGCCCAGAAACAUGUCCAUUACGGCCGUCGUAGAAGCCCGGCAGGUGUCACGCGGGCGUCGUUUUUACGGCGUCGCAACCAACUACUUGCUUGCCCUCAAGCAGGCAAGAGAUGGCGAGGCACGGCCCCUGGCGAUGACAUAUCGCAUCGCCGGACCGAGAAACGAGCUCCAAGGGUUCAAGGUCCUAAUCCACGUCCGCCACUCCAACUUUAGGCUGCCUGCGAGCCCGCUGUAUCCCAUCAUCAUGGUCGGCCCGGGCACUGGCGUCGCGCCUUUCCGAGCCUUUCUCCGGGAACGAGUGUACCAGAGUUUCCACGGCGCACGGGUCGGUCCCAUCAUGUUAUUCUUCGGAUGCCGCCACCCACAGCAAGACUUUCUCUACGAAGAAGAGUUUGCGGGGGCGAAGCGGCGCCUUGGUGACGGUUUCCGACUGAUUACGGCCUUUUCCAGAGAGGGCAGCGAUAAAGUGUACGUGCAGCAUCGCAUGAAGGACAUGGCUGCUGAAAUCAACAACCUGCUGCUGCGCGGCGGCCAUUUCUACGUCUGUGGUGACGCUGCCAACAUGGCGCGAGAGGUCAGAAGCGCUCUGGCGCAGAUUAUCGCCUAG
Molecule: messenger RNA, 1845 nt
Organism: Metarhizium acridum CQMa 102
Lineage: Eukaryota; Fungi; Ascomycota; Sordariomycetes; Hypocreales; Clavicipitaceae
Product: NADPH-cytochrome P450 reductase
Cellular component (GO): cytosol
Molecular function (GO): flavin adenine dinucleotide binding; FMN binding; NADPH-hemoprotein reductase activity
Source: RefSeq, a predicted model, not a curated record